Molecule: messenger RNA, 1221 nt
Organism: Phodopus roborovskii (desert hamster)
Lineage: Eukaryota; Metazoa; Chordata; Mammalia; Rodentia; Cricetidae
Gene: Stard4
Product: StAR related lipid transfer domain containing 4
Exons: 6
Coding region: 157-783 (208 amino acids)
Biological process (GO): cholesterol transport involved in cholesterol storage; cholesterol import; intracellular cholesterol transport
Cellular component (GO): cytosol; endoplasmic reticulum
Molecular function (GO): cholesterol transfer activity; cholesterol binding
Source: RefSeq, a predicted model, not a curated record
UUAUGAUUGGCUGUGGUUGGAAGGCACCCGCGCCCAUUGGCUGCUGCGGGCAGCGCCUGGGCGGGUUAGAAAACAGCUUGAAGCGUGGGGUUGCAGGAGCGGCGAACCCGGUUUUCCUGGACUUGGUGGCCGCUUGGCAUCCUCAGGAAGAUCAAAAUGGAAAGCCUGUCUGAUGUUGCUUCGUUUUCAACUAAACUUCAAAACACUCUGAUCCAGUAUCAUAGCAUUGAAGAAGAUAAGUGGCGAGUUGCCAAGAAAAUGAAAGAUGUAACAGUUUGGAGAAAACCCUCAGAAGAGUUUAGUGGGUAUCUCUACAAAGCCCAAGGUGUUAUGGAUGAUGUUGUCAAUAAUGUAAUAGACCACAUACGCCCAGGGCCCUGGCGCUUGGAUUGGGACCGGUUAAUGACUUCACUGGAUAUUUUGGAGCACUUUGAAGAGAACUGCUGUGUGAUGCGUUACACUACUGCUGGUCAACUUUUGAAUAUUAUUUCCCCAAGAGAGUUUGUUGAUUUCUCCUAUACUGUGGGCUAUGAAGAAGGACUUUUAUCCUGUGGAGUCAGUCUUGACUGGAGUGAAACGAGACCAGAAUUUGUUCGUGGCUAUAACCAUCCCUGUGGCUGGUUUUGUGUUCCACUUAAAGACAAUCCAAGCCAGAGUCUUUUAACAGGCUAUAUUCAGACAGAUCUGCGUGGCAUGAUCCCUCAGUCUGCAGUAGAUACAGCAAUGGCAAGCACUUUAACCAACUUUUAUGGUGAUUUGCGGAAAGCUUUACAAAAGGCUUAAUGUGUUCAACUCACAGUGCUGAGGUUUGCUGAGCCUGUUUUUCCCUCAGCUGCAUGACCUGUGAACAUCAUCGAUCCCAUCUUCUGCACAGCCCGUUGGAGGUGUUUUGGGUUCCAUAGUAGAAUUUCAUUUUAUAUUAAAAGUAAGUAGUUAUGUAAAUAGGGCAUUUACAUUUUCUUAAGCUUUGCUUUGCACCCUGUUAUGUAAAUGUGUCUAGGAAUGGAGAGGAUGAAACUCCAAGAUUUAGACUCGGGUCCUUUAGUGUGGUCUAUUCACAAAAGGGAAAUAGCACAUUGGGAGGAAGGUUUUGGCUGCUUGGAAAUUACAAGGUGUGCAAGCAUAAUGUUAUUCAUGUUACUUUGGAGCUCUUUGAACAUUUUGUGAAAUUUUAAUGGUUCUUAAUAUAAAUGCUAUGCUUUACAAGAGUAAGGAAUGUUG